Neodiprion fabricii is the source of this 4828-nucleotide messenger RNA. RefSeq names its product active breakpoint cluster region-related protein (gene RhoGAP1A). The transcript has 13 exons. Bases 339 to 3587 code for a protein of 1082 amino acids. Gene Ontology annotation, molecular function: guanyl-nucleotide exchange factor activity; GTPase activator activity. The record is from RefSeq and is a predicted model, not a curated record. Gene Ontology annotation, cellular component: membrane. Gene Ontology annotation, biological process: intracellular signal transduction; positive regulation of GTPase activity. NCBI's taxonomy places the organism in Eukaryota, Metazoa, Arthropoda, Insecta, Hymenoptera, Diprionidae.
GUGUUGUAAGAUGACAGCCGACUAGUCGGGCAGGUCGUGAAGAUUUUUCUGAUGGAUCAUCGUUGACCGAUUGCUCGUUUGCGGUCAGCUCACUGGGAUUCAGUUCGCUGUACACAAAUUGAGUAAUAGCAGGAUUUCGCGGGCUACAAAGUUCCCACGUCACGUUCAUGACGGCAAUUUUCUCCGAAUCCGAUAAGAUUCCCAGUCUGCCUUGAGGAAAUCGUGAGUUCCACGGAAAAGCGCCCACCAAGUGGCAACAUAUCGCGGGGGUCUUGUAUAUACAGACGUACGCGCGAUGUACGCAGGCCGAGUGAUUUGAGAUAGUUCAUCUAUAAGUGAUGAGCGUAUUUGGUGACUUUCAACGGGUAUGGGUGCAGAGAUUCCCGGACAGCACCCUGCCUGCCGCUUGGGAGGAGGACGUCCGUGCCAACCUGGUGAAACACAAGCAAAAGGUCACUGCGCUACGGGAGGAGCUUGAGAAGGAAGAAUUUUAUGUAGAAUAUCUAGAAAGACUGUUAGCUGAUGUAGAGCGUCACAAACAAUUAUCCAAUUGUCCAAGCUUUGCAGCUGUGGAAGAAAAAACAACAGCAGUUGAAGCCCAGAUUAAAAAUAGUUACGAAAAUCUUGAAAACAAUUUACAAAAUUCCGAUAAACUAACCGGCUUACGCUCAGCCCUCGAAUCCUCUGCUCCGUCUCUUCCACUAAGAGAGGAUAUAAGCAAGCUCCAAGAUAAAUGCGUGUCUGAAUUAAGCUCAACGUUGAGUUCUUGCAAACGGCCCAGGAGCGAGAUUCCAAGAAGUCCUGAAAAGGUGCUUGAACUUAGGAGAAACAGCAAUCCAGAUGUUCCUAGUAAUUAUGUUACCGUUAUCGAAGUAACUGGUAGUACGAAAAAAGACAAAAGUGAAGAAGUAACCAAAGAUGGCGACGAUAAAGAAUCUGAGAAUACAAUAAAUGAAGAAGCCGAAGAUGGAGAUUCUGAGGCAUCAGAUGAUGAGCCACUCUAUGAUUCAGUUGCUUUGGAUCCGACGGGAGAAUAUGUUUACAUUGAUGCACGUGUUGCCCCACUUACUAAUAGUAAUCGAGUACCUCUUCGAAGGCCGCCGUCGCUCCCUGACUCACCUGGGAACCAGAGCAAUUAUGUCAACAUUGACUAUUUUAUACAGCACAGGGCAGCUAUGGACAGCGAGGACGAGGAGGGUGCGAGUCCGGCUCCCCCAAUCCUACUCCGUGCACUGAGCACUGACAAUGAAACAGGAAGUAGUGAUGCAGAGCCGCUCAGUUUGAGUGAAGGAAGCUUAGAAUCCCCCACACCUACGACACCACGAAGACAUGACAAGGGUGGGGAGCGAGAUGACGAUCGAACGUCAAUGGUCAAGUGCAUCAUAAAUUCCGUCGUUGACAGUGAAGCUGUUUAUGUAGAAUGUCUUUCCGUCAUGCUGCAGUAUAUGAAGGCUAUCAGAGCUACAUUGACAACAUCGCAGCCUGUGAUUUCGGAGGAGGAGUUUGGCACAAUGUUUUAUAAAAUUCCAGAGCUGCAUGCGCUGCAUAGAGACUUUUUGGAAGGUUUGCGAAAAAAGUCGGAGAAGUGGGAUUCCCGAACUACGAUUGGAGAGCAUUUCAAGGUGAUGGCAAGCAACAUUGGCCUUUACGGAGCUUUCUUACACAAUUAUGCCCGUGCCACGGAUACUGUGCGCCGAUGCAGUGCCAAUUCCGCUCAAUUUGGACAGAUCACAAAAGAUAUUAGACUGAAAGGCCUACCUAAGGGACAGGGACUCUCCCUGGAAGAUCUCCUUCACAAGCCCGUUGCCCGUGUUCAGAAGAAUGCCUUAGUACUGCACGAUCUCCUUAAGCACACGCCGUCAAAUCACGCAGAUCACACGCCAUUGUCCGAGGCCUUGGCAAUGACUAGACACUUUCUUGAUGAAUUUAAUAUUAUUCAGACAAAAUCUAUGUUUCCUAGCCAUGACCGAGCCCAGAGAAGACUGGUUAAGAAUUCGUUUGUCGUCGAACUUGCAGAUGGGCACCGUAAAUUGCGACAUUUAUUUUUGUUCAAUGACGUUAUUGCCUGUGCAAAAUACAAGGCUUCUGGAAGAGACAAGUUCACUUUUGAACUGAAGUGGUACGUUCCUCUAGGUGAGGCCCUCGUCUCGGAAGAUAGUGGCGAACCGCGAGAGACAAGUCCAGCAAACGUUGUUGCUCUCAGAUCUCAGGCAUGCACGGUAAGGGACCAAAUUUUAUGGGAAGAAAAGAACGAUGAGAAGAGAAUUAGGAUCGGUGGAAGAGGGUCGGAAAAACAUCGGAAAAAAUUGGCUGAACUUGAGGCUCAGCUGGUACUGGCUUCCCCAAAUCUUGUUCUACGGGUUGCGCAUAAAGGGCAACACCGUGCCCACAAUUCGUACACUUUCUUUCUCUCCAGCGAAUUUGAACGUGCGCAGUGGGUCGAGGCUGUUGAAGCGUUACAACAGGGUGGCCAACCUCCAGGGCCAUUGCCGUUAUCCAUGUAUGAGCUCCAGGCGUGGGUUACUGCCUGCCGGACUUACCUGCAAACUGAUAUGGGCAGUUACCUUCUACGCUCGGGACGAGACGAAAGUCUCUUAUUGGGUGAUUUGCAUAUUACCCUACUCGGACUCACACCUCCUGGAUUGGACAGGCCUGGGGAUCUCUAUGUAACGGUGGAAGUCGACAGCUAUGGCCACUAUUUCAAGCGGGCCAAAAGUCGGAUUGCCAGAGGUCAAGCACCAACUUGGGGUGAGACUUUCGUUGUUGAAUUAGAAGGAAGUCAAAACGUAAGGAUUCUAUUGUACGAAGAAUUUGGUUCGAGAGCUGUACUAAGAGGUAAAUGUACACAGCGACUGAGUAGAUCAUGGCUUCAGUCCGAACAAGUUGAGAGAGCCUUGAGUCUAGGCCCUGCGACGCUUGAUGUAGUACUAAAAUUUGUUCCAAGCGAAGUAACGCUACGAAGAGUACCUUCCGCUAAACCCCAAGGGCUGUUUGGUGCAAAGAUUCAACAAGUUUGCAAGCGAGAAAAACGCGACGUUCCUUUCAUAGUGACUGCCUGUGUUCGCGAAGUUGAAAGACGGGGAGUUGGCGAAGUCGGAUUGUACAGAGUGUCCGGUUCAGCUUCUGAUUUAAUCAAACUUCGAAAAUCAUUCGAAAGCAACGCUUACGAAGCUGAGCAACUUCUCAAAGAGGUGGACGUUCAUUCAGUAACCGGCGUUUUGAAACUUUACCUCCGUGAAAUGCCAGAAGCCUUAUUCACCGACGCACUUUAUCCUGCCUUUCUUGAGGCCUUCCAGACCGGAGAGAUGACUAGGGUAGCUGCUUUAAAAAGAGUCCACGAAAACCUGCCGCCUGUCAACAGAGCCGUCAUUGACUUUCUCCUGUCUCAUUUGAUUCGUGUCAACAAACACGAGGCACAGAACAAAAUGUCCCUGCACAAUUUAGCUACCGUAUUCGGACCUACACUCCUGCGACCCGGUACUCAUUCCCGCGCGGAUCCAAAGAGUCGAGACCCUCUUGCCGCUGGAACUGUUGACGUUAUGGCUCAGGCCGGGAUCUUAUAUUGCUUCCUUCAAACGCACCUGUAACAAAAUCAAUCACUCUAGUCCAAGAUUGGCGACGUACAAUUGACGUGUACGCUAUCGACGCUUUACGAUAGAUGACAGGAAUUCAGUAUUUUUGGGUUUCGUUAUACGUUUUUUUUUACAGAUUUUUUUUAUACGAUCUAUAUUACGGACGGAAAUGAUGUAGCAUUUGAUUAGUUAUACGGAUACGCCGCAUAAUUCUAUAUCCUAAUAUAUUAUAUAAAUAUUAUAAAAUAAUUCGAAUUAGUAAUAUCAGGAUUGAAUAUUUAACCACUGGCAGUCGAAGAGCAACGAGUUUGGCUGCUUCUACAAGGUAAAUUGAAGGUACUUUGAUAAAUGAUGAUGAAACGCGUCGUGAGGUCUUUUCACGACGACGAUCUGAAAUGAUUAGAUACUACAUUAUAUUUUUUACCAUGGACUUUUCUGCGGCCAAUACUGCCAAAGUGUGCUUGUGAGAAUUUUUCUAUUUUAUGCUUUGUAGUGGUUUUCUUCCUUUUGAUUUUUAUUGCUAUUAUCAUUUUCAUCAUCUCUCCAUUUGAUUAUUCCAUACGCGAAACUUUAUUUACAAACUACCAGGUACGAGAAAGGUAUUUGUCAUAGUGAAAGUUCUCACGUACAUAUUUAAUUAAUAACGAGAGAAAACCAGUGUUCAUGCGUCUUCUACCAGUUGUGUACAAUGUUUUGUAGUGUAGUUAUGAGUACCGGGUGUAAUUUGGAUGAUUCCGUUCUUUUCUUUUUGCGUCAAAAGUUUUGGGUGUCUUGCGUUUACGCGCAGCUAGUGAGAAGAAGAAAAGUUUAUUAAUAAAAUCGAAGGAAGACACUCAGAAAAACGGAAACAAUCGGAUAGAGAAAGAUCUGUAAAGACAAUUCAUUCUAAUUUUUAAUGCGCAUACACCGUGUAUUAUAAUACCGUAUAAUAUAUUACAUAUUUUUUAAUUUUAUACUAUAUGAUCACAACUAGAUAAGCAAUUGGCGUGGCCGUCAUUUUGUAAUAUAUACCUACAUACAUAUACAUAUAUAUGUGUACGUAACACACACUCGUGUUUGGAUUUAUGGUAUAAGAUGAGAGUCAAUCGAUUAAUCUUGUAACGAUAAUGUUGCCGAGAUCGCGUAGCUAAGUACGAUCUGAAAUACGUAAUGUACACAUUUAUACCGGACAAAUUAUACAUCUAUAUAUUAUAUAUAAACAUAUAAGAUAUGAAUAUUGUAUCAAUAUACAUCAUUUAUAUAAUCUUUCCGCAACU